Molecule: messenger RNA, 2174 nt
Organism: Carlito syrichta (Philippine tarsier)
Lineage: Eukaryota; Metazoa; Chordata; Mammalia; Primates; Tarsiidae
Gene: KCNV2
Product: potassium voltage-gated channel modifier subfamily V member 2
Exons: 2
Coding region: 203-1858 (551 amino acids)
Biological process (GO): potassium ion transmembrane transport; protein homooligomerization
Cellular component (GO): voltage-gated potassium channel complex; membrane
Molecular function (GO): voltage-gated potassium channel activity
Source: RefSeq, a predicted model, not a curated record
GACUGUUCAGACCCACCGGCUGUGCUGUCCUGCCAGGGGCCUGAAGACGGGCCUAUCUGAUGGCAAAGGUUUGCUAGGUAUGCUGGUCCAGGCUGGUUUCUCUGAGACGGUGCAGGCCACGUGAUCCUCCUAGAGGCAGUGAGCAGGCCCGGGUCCCUACCACAGCCAGGAGGGAAAAGCAAGGGAUCCGCCUCCCGCAGCCAUGCUGAAACAGAGCGACAGGAGACGGUCCUGGAGCUACAAACCCUGGAAUACUACGGAGAAUGAGGACGCGCCCCACGCAGGGGGCAGCCAGCACCGCAGGAGCGUGUGCUCCGUGGGGGCCCGCUCCGGCUCCCAGGCCAGCAUCCCAGUGUGGACCGAGGGCAACUACAACUACUACAUCGAGGAAGAUGAGGACGAGGAGGAGGAGGACCAGUGGAAGGACGACCUGGCCGAGGAGGACCAGAAGCCACAGGAGGUCCCUACCGCCCAGUCUGACAGCAACAGCGACGCUCCUGCCCUGUCGACCACGCUAAACGUGAAUGUGGGCGGCCACAGCUACCAGCUGGACUACUGCGAGCUGGCCGGCUACCCCAAGACGCGCCUGGGGCGCCUGGCCGCCUCCACCAGCCGCAGCCGCCAGCUCAGCCUGUGCGACGACUACGAGGCGCGGACGGACGAGUACUUCUUCGACCGCGACCCGGCCGUCUUCCAGCUGGUCUACAACUUCUAUGAGUCCGGCGUGCUGCUGGUGCUGGACGGGCUGUGCCCGCGCAGCUUCCUGGAGGAGCUGGGCUACUGGGGCGUGCGGCUCAAGUACACGCCGCGCUGCUGCCGCAUCUGCUUCGAAGAACGGCGCGACGAGCUGAGCGAGCAGCUCAAGAUCCAGCGCGAGCUGCGCGCGCAGGCGCAGGCCGAGGAGGCCGAGGAGCUCUUCCGCGACAUGCGCUUCUAUGGGCCCCAGCGGCGCCGCCUCUGGAACCUCAUGGAGAAGCCCUUCUCGUCGGUGGCCGCCAAGGCCAUCGGGGUGGCCUCCAGCCUCUUCGUGCUCAUCUCCGUCGUGGCGCUGGCGCUCAACACCGUGGAGGAGAUGCAGCAGCAGGGAGAGCAGGACGAGGGCGGCCCGGACCUGCGGCCCAUCCUGGAGCACGUGGAGAUGCUGUGCAUCGGCUUCUUCACGCUCGAGUACCUGCUGCGCCUGGCCUCCACGCCCGACCUGCGGCGCUUCGCGCGCAGCGCCCUCAACCUGGUGGACCUGGUGGCCAUCCUGCCGCUCUACCUGCAGCUGCUGCUUGAGUGUUUCACCGGCGAGGACCACCAGAGCGGCCAGACGGUGGGCCGCGUGGGCAAGGUGGGCCAGGUGCUGCGCGUCAUGCGGCUCAUGCGCAUUUUCCGCAUCCUCAAGUUGGCGCGCCACUCCACCGGGCUGCGCGCCUUCGGCUUCACGCUGCGCCAGUGCUACCAGCAAGUGGGAUGCCUGAUGCUCUUCAUCACCAUGGGCAUCUUCGCCUUCUCCGCCGCCGUCUACUCCGUAGAGCACGACGUGCCCGGCACCAACUUCACCAGCAUCCCCCACUCCUGGUGGUGGGCCGCGGUGAGCAUCUCUACCGUGGGCUACGGAGACAUGUACCCAGAGACCCACCUGGGCAGACUUUUUGCCUUCCUCUGCAUUGCUUUUGGGAUCAUUCUCAAUGGGAUGCCCAUUUCCAUCCUCUACAACAAAUUCUCUGAUUACUAUAGUAAGCUCAAGGCUUACGAGUAUACCGCCAUACGCAGGGAAAGGGGAGAUGUGAACUUCAUGCAGAGAGCCAGAAAGAAGAUGGUUGAGUGUUUAUCUGGAAGCAACUCACAGCCCAUCCCAAGGCAAGAUAAUUAAUAUUUCGUAGGACACGGGCUGGUAGGUUCCAUGUACUUCAAGGCUGCAUUGUUUGUUUUGUUUUAUCAUCACGAUUGACAUCAAAAGGAUACAUGAAGCAGACAUACACAAUGGGCAUUCAGUUCACAAAGUUCUACCUCUAGAAAUGCUCAUUUUGGCCCAGACUCAGAAUGUCUUAUAUUGCUCUUUAACUGUAUUGUAUGUGAGUGUGUCUUUCCCGAUGACACUGAUGUUGAAAACUUGAGAAGAGCAACAGCUUAGAUUUUCUCUUGUAGCUUCUCAUGGCAUCUAGCUCAAUAAAUAUUUUUGCACUUGA